Caenorhabditis sp. 36 PRJEB53466 is the source of this 2140-nucleotide messenger RNA. The record is from the annotation of a GenBank genome assembly. Lineage: Eukaryota; Metazoa; Nematoda; Chromadorea; Rhabditida; Rhabditidae.
AUGUUCGGACAAUGUGAACGGGAUCAGCCAGACGGCUCUCUUCAACUGAUUAUCGAUCAUCCGAAAGAGAUGAAAGUGGUGAAUAGUCGGAGGCGUACCGAAAUGUCCGAGUGCACGCCGACCCAAGUCAUCGGAGGCGUUCCCUGGUUCGUACUUGAACCACAUGGUGCAUCGUCGAUAAACUUGCAGGAAAUUCUACGCCCACAUCGACUACGCCAGCGACACGGACCACACGAAACAACUGAGCUUCUACCUGAUGUGCUGUCUCGAGGUGCAGUCCGCGUGGGCGGUCAGUGUGACGGCAGUUCUACGCCACUACCAAGGCGCCGCCAAGUACACAAACAAGCCCGAAACGUUCGAUAUUAUCAUUCGGAACAACACGCCGAACACUGCGUUUCGGACUUGUCGACAAUGGGACGAUGUGCUCAAGUAUCACGACGACGCUCGAUUUCCCAGUGUGCGCAUGUUGUUCGAGUUCAGAGUGACCAUCAAGAACGUGGCCAUUUUGGGCAGAAAACUGUGCGAUUUUUCGAUGCCGGACCGCGACCGAACAGACUCGAUGCUGAAGGUGUACGGUCACGAGUUAUACGUGAACACUCGCAUCAUGGCCAGGUAUUGCAAGAGCUUCAGGAGAGCAUUUUAUGUGGAAAAGGGGAAUGUUGUGAAGAUCUAUUUGGAUGAGGAGGAAACCGUCGACGAUUUCAUUGCGUUCCUCCAGAUCAUCUACGGACAUUCGGACGUUUUGAACGGUAAGUCUCAAAACAUUAUUGGCAAGGGAGAAAACAUGAGAAAUCUCAGUCGAGAAUGUGAAUAGUGUGAUUCAAAUCGCCAAGAGAUACGAGUCGAAGACGUGCGUCGAGUUAUGCGAACAAUUUAUGAUACGAAGCAAGUUUAUGGAGCCGAGUACCAAAUUGCAUUACGCGGUUACGUAUCAACUGCGACGUUUGGAGGUGUGUCUUUUGUUCGGCCACAUGGUGCACAUCGUUUCGGAUUGCAGAAGAUCCUUCUUCGUCAAAUUCUCACUUGCGAUGGGCUCGACUCGUUGUCGAAUUUUCGCUGCCUACGCCCGUUGGGCCGUUGGUGUCUGAAGAGACGGAUGGAGAAGCAGGUGCUCAAGAAGAAGAAGAUGAAGUUGGGCAGAAAGUCGGUGAGAGUCGACGUCUCGUGUGUCUUGUUGAACGGCCAAGCGCAUCGUUCCGGACUCGUCAUGAUCGACAAUGUUCCAUGGAGGUUGGAGUUGAAGCUGACGGAGAACCGCUACGGAACGAUCCUCAAGAUCAGUCUCGUCUGCGACUACGGCACUCACACCGAGUGGUACUGUGACGUCACCGCCGCGUUCACCCUUUUCGUGCCCGACGAGUACGAUAAUUGCACGUGGACGGUCAGCAGAAGCGUCUCGACGGGCUUCACGUCGUUCGAAGAAUCCAUGCCCGUUUCCGGAGAGGAAGGGCCGAAGCAAGUGCGUUUGAAUGCGGAUAUCCGCGUGCAAAAGUUCAAAAAGUCAAUGUUCGAGAAGAAGACAACGUUCUGGAUGAGCAACGAGUUGACGAAUGUCGCAUUGAUCGUCGAGGGCGUCAAAUUUAAUGUCAUCAAAGAGGUACGUACGGCUAACGGCAGCGGGGAACUUUUAGAAAUGGAGAUUCUUUGCAGCUGCUCGCCGCACACUCUCCAUACUUUAACACCAUGUUCUUCACCCCCCACUUCACCGAAUAUCAUCGAUCCCGAAUCGUGUUGCCCGGCAUCAAAGCCGACGAAUUCGAAGAGUUUCUGCACAUGAUCCACGAUCCCGUUCGUCCGGUCACUCGCACAACUUUCGAGGCGCUGCUCCGACUUGCCGACUAUCUCGAUGCUCCGGGCGUCAAAGAACGGUGCGAUUGGUAUUUGUGCGCCAGUCGAGAGCAUUUCCCUUUCGAGAAAGAGCAACUUGCAAGCGAUUACCGACUCGAGAACACUAUGGUUGGCCUCUGACAGGAGAAUUUUAAAGCUAUUGUGCACUUGCUUCCAGAUCGCCUAUCCAAUUGACUGGGAUGACAUCACUUUGACGUGUCGAACAUCUGAACACAUGAGAGCAAUAGUCUCAAUUAUACUUGACGAACAGGAGAUGUCCGAUGAAACCUCGGAACCGGCUGCAGUUUCAUAA